AUGGCUGCGGGAUUGAAGACCGUCAUUUUCCUGUCGUUCGUGCUUGCCGCGGGCUUCCUCCUCGUGAUCCUCAGCUGCGCGCUGUGGAACAACUGGCUGCCCCUGCUUGUCGCCUUCACAUUCGUCCUUGCCCCUCUGCCUAACUCGAUCUGCUACCGGUGCGCGCGCGCCGACGAUAUCUCGCCGGAGUACAACUCGGCAUACGUCGACUUUGGGCGUUUCCUCACCGGUGUGCUUGUGGCGACCGGCUUUGGCCUCCCCAUUAUCCUGGAGCACUCGGAUGUCAUCCAGCCCGGAGCGUGCUGGAUGUCGAUCGCAGGUGGCCUGCUUGUCUACGGCACAAUUCUCGUUUACUCUGGCUGGUUCGGGCAGGACAACGACGACGACGCGUUCUAGGUCAUC
Molecule: messenger RNA, 402 nt
Organism: Cutaneotrichosporon oleaginosum
Lineage: Eukaryota; Fungi; Basidiomycota; Tremellomycetes; Trichosporonales; Trichosporonaceae
Source: RefSeq, a predicted model, not a curated record